Molecule: messenger RNA, 1589 nt
Organism: Bursaphelenchus xylophilus (pine wood nematode)
Lineage: Eukaryota; Metazoa; Nematoda; Chromadorea; Rhabditida; Aphelenchoididae
Source: the annotation of a GenBank genome assembly
AUGUCAUUUCCAACAGAAGCCGAAUAUCUUCAGCAGGCUUCUGGUGCGCUAGAGAUAGUUGAGAAGUAUGCCCGGGACAAACUUUCGAGAUUCCCCCAUCAUGACUUUAGCUCGCCAUCGCAUACGGAAGAGGUCAAGAUCUUCUCCGGACCGCCGACGGACUUCGAAGGCGCCAAGGAGAACAUGCUCAAAAUGAAUACAAUUUUAAAAGUAAGCAAAAUUAAUACUAUUAAGUUUGAACAAGUAGGACGCAAAGAUUUUUUUGAAAAUUUCUUUAAUUUUAUUCACAUUUUCUCGAAAUUUUUUAGACAUGUCAUGCAUAAGUCAUAUGUAUAUCGGGCCUGAAAAUUUUAACUUGCGCUUUACGGCGACAGUCGAGAUAUUUAACGAUCUUUUUUCGAGAAAGUACGCGAAGCGCGGAGAGCGGUCACAGAGAAAAACACUACUUGGUCAUAACUUUGCUAGUUUCCUGCGGAAAAAAUUAAUUUUUUGUGGAAACAUUACCCUCUAUAGUAGAAAUAGAUAUGAAACUUUUUAUACCAAAAUUAAAAAACAAUUUCAGGUUACUGUAGAUAAAUUAUUCGACAAAAUGGUCCCAUUCAAAGGCCUGCGAAAACAAUGGGACGACCAGAUCGAGCAGCAAAAAGUCUUACAGCAGAUUGGCGAUGAUGUAUUUAUAGUUCAUACGGUCUUCAAACAUCGUGGCUUUCUUCCAGCCCGAGAUUCUGUAAUUAUUUAUAAAGUAAGUUUACUUUUUUUGGCAUUUUGUAGUAUUUAGAGACCAUCAAAGUUGCGGUGAAAAAUCGGAUUUUUUUUGCUGAUUUCUACUCACAAGGGAAGUGUCCCAAGUGUGACGCUCAGAUCUUCUUUAAAUUUUGCACACACGUCAGGAAUAGAUUAAAUAUCAAUUCGUGAAAGUUUUAGCUCGCGCUUUGCAAGCGCCGCCGAGAUAUUGAACGAUUUUUUCCGCCGCGAGAGCACACUAAACGUAGAGAGCGGUCAAAGAGAAAAACACUUUUUGGCCAUAACUUUGCCAAUUUCUUGCAAAGAAUCUAUUUUUUGUGGAAACAUUACCCUUUACGGUAGAAAUAGGCAUGAAACUUUUCGUGCCGAGAUUUGGCAGAAAGUCUCAAAUUUUCGCCGACUUUUGAUCUAAAAAUCUCGGUUGUUUCUGCAAGCGGGAUCUAGAAUUUACGCAUUUAUUCUAAAAAAAAAUUGUUCUAAAUUUGUGCCAAGUGUCAUCAAAAUCUGAGCGUCGCACUUGGGGCACUUCCCUUGCCAGUGAACUGUGUUUUUUGCAGGUGAAACGCUCGGAAACAGAGGCGUUGGUUGCGGGCACCAGCACCACUCAUCCGGACGCCCCACCAUCCCCUCAGGUCAUCCGAGCCAACGUCCACUUCGUCGGGUAUCGCCUCAAAAAUGCGGGUGCCAACUACACCAAGCUGCGGAUCUACUGGUGUGCCGACCUGAACCUGCCCUCCCACGCGCCCGCCGACUUCAAGCACAGCCUGCUGAAUGAAUUCGUCCGCAAACUGAUCGCAGCGGGAAUCCCGUCCAUCAACCCGAAUCCAGUCAAUUAUCAUCCGUGA